This is a messenger RNA of Quercus robur (English oak), 585 nucleotides long. RefSeq lists its product as uncharacterized. The transcript has a single exon. The record is from RefSeq and is a predicted model, not a curated record. Lineage: Eukaryota; Viridiplantae; Streptophyta; Magnoliopsida; Fagales; Fagaceae. The coding region runs from base 1 to 585 and encodes 194 amino acids.
AUGUCAGGAGAUCCUAUGAGGCGCAACCAGAACCUUUAUUGCCACUAUCAUCAGGAUCAUGGACACAUAACUGAGGAUUGCAGAAACUUGUGGGACCAUUUGGACCAAUUAGUCCGAAAAGGGAAGUUGAAACAACUCUUGCAUCAUUCCAGUGGUCGGGGAAAUCAAGCGGGUUCAGAGCUUCGGGGAGAUGCUUCUUUGAGACUCCCCUUUGGCACAAUAAACGUUAUUUUUGCUGUCCUGGGGAGGACCGGAUCUUGUCCUUCCAGAGUAAUGUCAGUAUCCUGUUAUCCGGCCGAGGAGUCUAGUUCAAUGCCUAAGAGAGCUAAGAUGGGCAUCCCAUUAGUGUUAAGUUUUUCAGAUGAGGACAAAGUUGGAACCAUACAGCCCCAUGAUGAUGCUCUUAUGGUUACGUUGAGAAUUGGUGGAUACGAUGUGAAAAGGGUGAUGAUUGACCAAGGCAGUGCUGCUGACAUAAUGUACCCUGACUUGUAUAGGGGGCUAAAUUUGAAACCUGAAAACUUAACAGCCUACAGUUCUCCUUUAGUGAGUUUUGAGGGUAAAAUGGUUGUCCCAAAAGGUUAA